AUGGAGAAGGAAAGUGGAUGUGGCAGCUCAGCCAGCUCCCAGCAUGCCUUGUGGCCAGCACUGUCAACAGGGCCUUUGGAGUCCCGCUCAGAGAGGGGCCUGCAGCUGCACACGUGCCCAUCCUCUUACCCCUCCAGGGUGGACUUCUUAUGGAUGCCAGGCUCUGAGCUGGGCACCUUUAAUAGCUACCUGUGGCUGCUGGAUCACCUGGCCCAGCUGGGCAAUUACACAUCUUUCCACUUCAGACGCUACCAGGAUAACAUAUCCUCAGCUGCACCUGAGAGAUGGGCACCUGAGAAGCUGGGCGUGGGCCGCCCCCACCUCCCAGGAGAUCUGCCAUUGUCUGACGAUGACGAGUUCUUCUGCCAGUAUCUUGAGGACAUUAUGCUAGACCCACACACGCUUGCUGAGUAUCAUGCUGUAGUGCCCUGGCCCCUGCCCCUACCUACCCCUACCCCAGCUGUGCGCCAGCCACUAGUGGCCCCACGGCUGUUUGUGGUAAGGCAGUACUUAGCUCAGUUCUUGGAAGCCCAAGCUCUCAACAUGGGUGCUCCUCCUGGGCCUGUCUCGGCUGCUCUGGCCACCCCCACUGCAAUCCAGAGCCCAGAUCUAGCUUGUCCAGGGGGUCCAGCGCCCUAGAAGGCAGAAGAGGUUCUGAAAACGGGAAACCAGGAGGCCCCCUGA
This is a messenger RNA of Orycteropus afer afer, 684 nucleotides long. It is a transcript of the gene RTL10, whose product is annotated as retrotransposon Gag like 10. NCBI's taxonomy places the organism in Eukaryota, Metazoa, Chordata, Mammalia, Tubulidentata, Orycteropodidae. The record is from RefSeq and is a predicted model, not a curated record.